This is a messenger RNA of Aspergillus tanneri, 1242 nucleotides long. RefSeq lists its product as uncharacterized. Lineage: Eukaryota; Fungi; Ascomycota; Eurotiomycetes; Eurotiales; Aspergillaceae. The record is from RefSeq and is a predicted model, not a curated record. Bases 1 to 1242 code for a protein of 413 amino acids. The transcript is spliced from 4 exons.
AUGAGAGUACCUACGUCCAAUUUCACCUUCUCUACGGGGUCUCCUGCGCAGUGCUUCACUCUGUCAUCCUCUCAGGAUGGCAGCGUUGAGAUUUCUUCAAACUCCCAACAAAAUACAGCCACAUCGAGAACACCGAGGAUAUCGCCUUCACCAACAAACCUGUUCCAGAAUCUGAAUCUCAGCGACACUUCCGCAUAUGCGAACCUGCGUAAUGCUUCACCCAGUCCCAGAAUUAGAAGUGUCUCAGUUUCCCGUUCAAGCAUCUUACAGAGGAAUCUCCGGUCUGUCCCUACCUCUAAUAGGGCUAGUAUUAUUAAUGGAGGUCUUUUCAGCGACUACAGAGAGCGAGUGGCUGAAUCGACAUCCUCCGGUGGUAGAACAGAGCGCCCUCGCACACAAGAGUCUGUUCCAGAGGAAGAGGAGGAUAAUGAAGACGAUGGCAUUACGCCAAGUCAAAUCUGCAUCAAUUUUGAGCAUAAUACACACAAUGUCCGCCAUGAGCCACUCCCCUCUGCCCCAAUCUACAAUUCUUGCUUGCAAGAUGGGUUAAAGGAUGUGAAGAACAGGCUCGGUCAUCUUGCACACACGAUGCAUCUUUCGGAGCUGUUAGAGACCCGAACAGCACUUUACAUACGCUUUAUCUGGAAACCAAAAAAGCAAGUGAAUUCAAAUACCCCGAAACACGCACCGUGGGGUUUAUCGGUGACUCUGGAGUUGAGCAGAGAUGGGUCAGCUUGCACCUGUGUAGUAGCAGAGUUUCGGAACUCGGAUGACGAUCACAGUCCGUAUACCAUUGAAGCCUUCUUCAUGAACACAAAAGAAAUGAAAGAACUUCUUGAAGAGCUCCUGCAAAGUGAAAAGCUUGAAUCGCUUUUCAAGAAUGAGCUGGAAAUGAGCCUCGAGUACCUCUCUCGUGAUGAGGAAGGAGCAGAGACUGCUAUUCUGGAACAGCUGCAGCGCUGGGCUUUGAUAGGACUCGCCCAUCGAGCAGGGGGACCAAACAGCUUGCAGUAUUCAAUUAUCAGUGGUGACAUGGACGAGUGUAAACAGCAGCUUGACACUCUGACAGCCGAUUUAUCCAGCACUAGGCCUGCACUGUGGCCCUUUAUUAAGCUGGUCAAGCUUAGUGAUCAUAUUCCCCAAGAUGGGUUCUUUUCUAACAAUCUAGCAGGGUGUAUAUUGAUUCGCCUAUCUUGCGUACAGGCUUGGUACUUGCCGAUUUGCCAGGUUUACGAGAUCUAA